Saccostrea echinata is the source of this 648-nucleotide messenger RNA. RefSeq lists its product as uncharacterized. Gene Ontology annotation, cellular component: nucleus; cytoplasm; chromosome. The transcript is spliced from 3 exons. Gene Ontology annotation, biological process: double-strand break repair via homologous recombination. The coding region runs from base 170 to 613 and encodes 147 amino acids. Gene Ontology annotation, molecular function: four-way junction helicase activity; ATP binding; 3'-5' DNA helicase activity. The record is from RefSeq and is a predicted model, not a curated record. Lineage: Eukaryota; Metazoa; Mollusca; Bivalvia; Ostreida; Ostreidae.
UUCUCUUACCUCCCGUGGGACACAAGGCCGAAAAUUUCGCUUGGAGGUGUGUCUCAAUACCGCAUUUUCAUUGGUCGCAAUACGAUACGGUAUUGCGAUGUGUAACUAUUAAUUAUCCAAUAAAAAUCAUCGUUGCAACCCGUAUGUCGGGAAGGAUUUUGCAAACAAUAUGGAGACGUUCGAGGCGAAAGUGAAAGAAGUUUUUCAAAUAAACGAGCUAAAAGACUUUCAAAGAGAGUCUUUGGCAGCGCUCUUGAAGAGAAGAGAUGUUUUUCUGUCUAUCAAAACCGGAGGUGGGAAAAGUAUUUGCUACCAGGGCUUUCACACGGCAUAUAACGCUAGUUUUGACGACAACAAUCCGAUCUCAGUUUUGGUCGUCUCACCUCUACUUUCCAUUAUGCAUGAACAGUGCAAUUCAUUGAAUAGUUUAGGAUUUCUUUCAGCAUUUAUUGGUGGUGAAAACGACGAUUCCAUUUUAAGAAAUGAAAUGCAAUUCAUUUUCACCUCACCUGAAUGUGUGCUAAAUGGAAAGUGGAGAGAUUGGGUGACAAACAAUUCAACCAUUAGAUUAAUAGCUGUAGAUGAAGCCCACACAGUGUUACAUUGGGUUUAAAUUAUUCCCCUUAUUUUUUAGGGGAGAGUCUGCGA